Molecule: messenger RNA, 1653 nt
Organism: Saccostrea cuccullata (small rock oyster)
Lineage: Eukaryota; Metazoa; Mollusca; Bivalvia; Ostreida; Ostreidae
Exons: 6
Coding region: 86-1621 (511 amino acids)
Source: RefSeq, a predicted model, not a curated record
AUUGUCAACCCUACUUAGAAUAUGCAGUCGAUGUGUCAAAUUCUUUGAUAGAUUUAGGCAUGUUAAGAGGCAGGUAGUAUCGACCAUGGCUACCAAAGUCAGAGGGUGGACAGUAAUCUGCCUUCUCCUCACUUACGGUAAAUUAGGAAAUACAAAUGAAAACAGAUGCCAGGGACUUGCACAGGAGAGGUCUUUACCAGUUCUAUCAUUUUGCACAGACAACAUGAAAGAAUCAAAUACCUUUUUAAUUCUUGAUGCAUACCUUCCCCGUGAUGAGAGCGUAUCAAGUCAUUGCAUGUGUGAGAUCAAGGUAUUGAGUACAUACAAUACCUCCGUACUCUACAUGAAGCAGGAGACCUCUCUAUUACCGACAGCCAACUGUGGACUGAAAGUAAAACUGUCAAACGAUACACAGGAGGAGAUCCGUGACAUCCAUUGUCACCACGUCGUGGAUACCGAGUAUCACUUACCCAGGCACUCUAGUAUCACUCUAACGCUAAGCAAUAUAUCACAGACCUGGUCCACUGGGUUCUGUUUCCUUUUCUCAUUGAGAUUCGAGCAAGCAACACUCAGUGCUCAAUGCUUCAGUCCUGGAGAAUUCAGAGUUCCCUCAACUUCUACUUCAUCUCUAACAGAACUCUCAACAAAUUUUCAAGACACUAAACAAUGGAGCACAUCAAACAAUGCUUUAUCAACCAUAUUCACAACAGCACCAACAUCCAUGUCAACAGUAUCAGGGUCAACAACUUUAAUUGCGUCUUCAUCGAACGAGCCUGUAAUAUCAACAGACAACCCAACAGCAAGCAAGUCCACAGAUUAUUUUCUUGCUAGUACAACAAUUGAUAUCAAGAACCGAUCAGAAACGACGGAAACUGUUGAAAAACAGAAAAUUACUACAACUAUAAACUAUGAUAGUACUUCAGAAAUACACCAAACAACAAAAUCUGUCGAUGUGCAGAAUUUUACUACAACUGAAAAGUUUACUUUAGUGACAUCAGAAACAUACCAAACAACGGCGAAAGACAGAGCUUCCACUACGAACCAAUACUCCUCCACGACAGAAAUAAAUCAGUCUUCAUCAUCAGAUUCCAUAUCGACGACUCCAGUGAUGUCGACGGAGACUGUAACUACGCCACCAUUGACAUUGGAAGUUGUUCAUUCUACAGAUUUUAAUGUUUUGUACGCUGUUUUACCAGUGAGUGGAGUUCUUCUGUUCGGGAUUCUUGUCAUCGCAGUUAUUCUUUGCAAAAGAAAUCGGAGAGACUUGAAAGGAAGACAAGACUUUAAUAGCUCCAUGCAGAAUGUUGGGAUCCUGUCUUCAUAUGAAGCUGAUACUCAACAAUCUGUAUAUGAUAAUCGCUCUUUUGAAAAAAUGAAAGAGGAACCUCAGUUUUUCUUUUAUGAGGACCAACCAAUCUCUAGAACUAAUGCAAAUAGUGCCGAAACACAGCGACUGAAAAUGGAUAGACAUUAUCCUAAGGCAGGGGUCAAACAAAAUGGUGUACAGCAAAAUAAAAAGCAUAAUUCCCAGACUGGUUUCAGAUCAAAGAGAAGUAAUCAAGAUUCACCACAAUCUCUUAUAAAAGUGACGAUUAAUGGUAGUGAAAGUUUUAUGUUAUAGUUAUUUAACGUUAUUUCCAAGCACAAUAUAUC